This is a messenger RNA of Hypomesus transpacificus, 3548 nucleotides long. It is a transcript of the gene kiz, whose product is annotated as kizuna centrosomal protein. NCBI's taxonomy places the organism in Eukaryota, Metazoa, Chordata, Actinopteri, Osmeriformes, Osmeridae. The transcript has 15 exons. Bases 182 to 2455 code for a protein of 757 amino acids. Gene Ontology annotation, biological process: spindle organization. The record is from RefSeq and is a predicted model, not a curated record. Gene Ontology annotation, cellular component: centrosome.
CCAUCAUUGAAGGUUUUAGUUUCUUGCAUUAUUUCCCCCUCGCCCCACUGUUUACCACGAGGGGGUUAUGGGAACUGGUGAUCAUGGCAACCAACGCAAACACGUUUAAGGAGCGCAAGCUUUUCGCCGGGUAUUUUAAAAUACCAAUCUACACAGAAUAACCACAAGAAGGAGGGCAGCCAUGGCUUUUUGUGAUGACCUGUAUUUUGAAAGAAUAGGAGCUAUUCAACAAAGCAUGCACAAAAGGGAGAAGAAGAGACUGGCGUUGGAGAGAGAGUUGUUUGCCUAUUCUAGAUCUGAUAAGCGAAUCUCACAGUUAAAGUGUGCCAAACUGCAUGGUCAUCUCAAAGAAAUCUGUGAAAGAGAGAGGCAAGCGAAAGUGAGGAACCUGGAGUUACUGAGAGAUGUGGAGUGCAUUGAGACCAGUAUGAAGGACCAGCAUCAUGACCAUAGCUCCCUGCAUCAACACAAGCUUGAAUUCUUCAAUCGAAUUUCCAAAUGUAUGGCUCUAAGGAAAAAGAAAGAACAGCAAAGUGAUGAAGAAAAUAAGGCAGCUUUUUUACAAACGCAUGAGAAGGGUGAAUCUCUGUCUCGCCUGGCUAAGGAUUUAUACAAUCCAGCCGCAGUAUUCAUGGGUCGCCAGACCUCCGGAGUGACUGCAGCUGAAGAUGCCACCACAAGUGUACACUCACGCCAAGCACUGCAUCCUUCGCCCAAUCGUCGUCUGCGCUUCUCCGAACGCCCGCCAAGUGGCCUUUUGAAGGACUCCAAAGUUUCCGGAGAGGCAACCGCCGGCAGCCGAGCGCAUUUAUCAGAUGACAUUUCAGGCUCAAACGAUUCCCCCGACGGAUGUCAUUUGAGUGACAAACAUGAAAGGAUGACGGCGGCGGUUGCAUCGGUCUGUGCCUUCACAGCCGGCACAAGCGUGCCUUGUGGAGCUGAUCAACAACCUCCGUCACCUCCAGCGACCUUGACGAGGCCCUUAAAGAAUAGUCCGUCUCCGAACGGUGCAGGUCCUGCGUGUGAGAGGAAUUCUUCUGCAGAGUGCAGUCGCUCCAGAGAGGCUGCCCAUCACAAUGUCAUAACGGAGCGUGGGGAGAAAGGCCUCCUGAAAUCAACACAUGGACCCGACUUUAGAAAAGAAUCUCAAGAUGAGCCAGAAAGAAGUGUGAGCAUGAGCAUCCCCAGUUCCAGCGUGGAGCUCUCAGUGACCAGUGGAAGUGACCUCUCCAUCUCCCUCACUGAGUCUGAGCUGGCAGAGGUAUCCGAGGGUGGGCCCCACCACCCAGACGUCCCUCCUACCAGGAGGACUGAAGGAUCAUCGGGCCUAGCUGAGAAGAGCAGUUCGCCUGUGGAAAGCGAGCACCACAGCACCAGUUUACACAGUCUGGAAUCACUCCACACUGCAGACAGAAAGACCAGACCCCAAUCAAGUAGUGGAUCCACAUCUCUAGAAACAUCCUCAGGAAGGCUCUCCCCGGAAGGACUCUUUCAUCUGUUGGAGAGCAUUGAAGGACGGCUCCGUGGGGAGCAAACUAAUAUCUACUCAGUCUCGACACUUGGAGAGAGGAAACGCAACAUGCUGAUCAGCCUCUGUAACACCAGGGCAGCAGGCUUGAAUGGAGAGGACCUUGAAGCAUGUGGAGCCGUCGUCCUUCAUCAGCUUCAGAGGUUGUCAUGCAGCACGUCAAAGGGCUGCUUGUUACCGGAGGAGAUAGUUAGAGCUCAUGGCUCCAACGCAGAAGCCUGGCACAUAAGCUCCAGUCUCCCCCAUGAUGCUGCUCCACUGUGGGAUCGCUGGUUCAAGCACGCCCUCCUGCUCAAGGACCAGCGUGUGCUCAGCACAGAACGCCUGGUCCAGCUGUUCACCCCAGUGCUGCUGCCGCACCACGCCUCCUACAGCCACCAGGCCAAAGUGUUGCUGAGGACACUUCUCUCCCGGUCAAGUGAGGAUGAGGAGGGCCCUACGGAGAAGAGCGAGUCAUCUUCCUGCGGCCUGCCCUCCCUCCUGGAUGACAGUGGAAAGGCGCGAACUGUGGGGCCAGCCCAGGAGCAUCGGAAUGCCAACAGGAUGCAAGGAGUACAAAGUGGUGAAGAGGACAGCCAGGACGAAAGCCCUGUGGAAAGUAUUCCUAUUAGAGAGACAAAAGCAUAUCAGCUGCUUAAACAAUCGGCUACACAGGAGAAGUUGAAAAGCUCUGGAGGAGAGCAGGAGGAGGAGGGGGGUGGUCUGUCAGGAAGAAACGAUGGCCAUGAAGAGGACCGGGGGAGGGCUGAGCGCUCCUCACAUCAAUACCCUUACCCAUGGAAAGGAAAAAUGAAUCAGAAAAUCCCAGCUGUGCAGUCAAAAGCUUUUUGGGGAGAAUCAGAUGACAGCAACUCAGAGAUCGAAGCUGCGCUACGCCCUCAACCCUUUGGCACAAACAAUGAUGACUCAGAAGACUUCUAUGACUGAAUAUGUUCUUACAUCACCAAGCGUAAAAAGUGUGUGUAAAUAGUGUCUUCCUGCUCUGUGUUAAAUCCUUCAUAUCUGAUUAUAUAGUCUAGGCAUAUGCAUGCUGUAUCAUAAAAACAAAUAAUAUAGUUGAAACCUUUUACUGCCGCUAAAGUAUGUGAAGAGUUUUCCAACACACUGAUGUUAACCCUGCUUCAGUCUCUCUAUCUGAACGACUCUCACACCUCAUAAUAACAGCUUGAAAUAGAUUAAACAGAUCUUUUAAAGUGAUUUGUUUGCAGUAGGCUGUAAAUCAUGUAUUUUGAAUGCUGCAAGCAUCUCCGAGUGGUCUGCAUCUAGCAUGCUUGAGUGUAGUGAUGUGAGUCACCUGUGAAAUGACAAAGACAAUGGCCACUCUGGAUGCUACCACAUGAACUGUGAACCCACUGAAGAGGCUUGGAUCCCAGGACAAGACAGAGCCUACCAUCAAGCUCUGAAUGGAAAUACAGCAACAAAAAAAACUGUGGACAAAAGGCCUGGGACGAUAGUUUUUGAGCCGUUUUAUUGGCAUCAAGAAAUGUUUUGCUCCAGUUUUAUUUGAACAUGCUCUUAGGUAUCCCGUGCCUGUAGUAAUGUUGCAGAGUAAUGUUGAUAUAAAGAUGUCUUACAUAAGUAUAAAAACCAGGUCUGAAGUUUUACAAUUUUUCACUAAUUUGCUACAUAUUUACCUUCUUAAUAGCCAUUUUAUUGUUUAGGUCCCAAUCUUGAUUCACAUCAAGUUCAUCAUGUCUGUAGCUAUCUACUGCAAAGCCUACAUUCCACAAAAGAGUGUAAUAUUGGAGAAGCUCUGGCGUUCAGUUCAUCAGUAUGAUUCCAUUAGUCAGCUUUUAGGUGACUUUAUAUGCCUGAACCUUCUAAAGUAGGACUCAACACUCAUUAUCACUAAUGGUUGCAGCCAGCCCUGACCUACCACAGAAAGGGAAUGUGUUGGAAUUAUUUGGAGUUUGCUAAAAGGCUUCCCUAACAUAAUAUCUAUGUUAAGGAGCAUGUCAACAGACACUUGUGUGUGACAGAUGGCUUAGAGGAGAAGUGGAGUUACAUUGUACUGGCGAGU